Messenger RNA from Ruditapes philippinarum (Manila clam), 661 nucleotides. Its product is annotated as calmodulin-beta-like. Lineage: Eukaryota; Metazoa; Mollusca; Bivalvia; Venerida; Veneridae. Gene Ontology annotation, molecular function: calcium ion binding. The transcript has 5 exons. The record is from RefSeq and is a predicted model, not a curated record. The coding region runs from base 1 to 558 and encodes 185 amino acids.
AUGGUUGCGGGAAAGAAACUAUUUUGGAAGGUGGAGCGCAUUUUUUUUGCUCGGAGAUUUUCAAUUGAUGCAUUGCAGCAACAUUUGUACUUGUAUAUUCAUAGGCCUCACAAAUGUUGUACACUUACAGCGUUAUUAUCGUUUGUUACAGAAUUUCGCUUGGCUUUUAGCGUGUUUGACAAUGAUGGUGACGGGACUAUUUCGACAGAAGAAUUGGCUUCUGUUCUGAAGAACAUGGGCCAGAAUUUGACAGACGAAGACCUUGAUGAGAUGAUAAAUGAAGUAGACGAAGACGGAAACGGAGAAAUAGAUUUUGACGAAUUUUUGACGAUGAUGGAAAAUAAGCUGCAAUAUAAAGAAAAUGAGGACGAAAUUUUAGAAGCUUUCAAGGUAUUUGAUAAUGGUAAGGGAUUUAUAAGAGCCUCAGAUCUUCGCGAGAUUUUGAAGACGCUAGGUGAUCGUAUGACAGAUGCAGAAAUUGAUGAAAUGAUGCUAGAGGCAGAUAUCAAAGACGGAAUGAUUAAUAUCCAUGAGUUUGUGCUUGUGAUUUGUCGAUGAACUUUGUCAAAUAAAGAGUUUAAUGUCCAGCAGGUAACAUAUUCAAACGAUUCAAUGGUUUUAUAUGAGACAGUUCUAUAAUGCAAAUAAACGUAAAAUAUGA